GCCUACCCAUUAAUGCUGUGGCUUUUGAAGCCAUACAUGGGACACCUUGACAGCAGCAAGUAGCAGUUCAACAACAGGCUGAGCAAGUGCUGAAUGACUAUUGAGUAUGCUUUUGGCCGUUUAAAGGCCUGCUGGUACUGCCUAUAUGGGAAACUGGACCGGGCCAAUGACAAUAUUCCAAUUCUUAUAGUUGGGAAGAACAUCACUGGCAAUGCACCUUCUUUUCUGAUAUCUGUUACUAAAGAAAGCUGCCAGUUCCAGAAGAGACUCCUAAUAGGAGUAUAUAACAACAAUAUUUGGCUUAAGAAAGUAACAUUUGACAAAGCCAUGGCUACAGAUGAAAGGGACACUAAACAGAAUGUUCAGGCUGAGGUACUGGGUACUAAUGCUUCAGAGAAGAUCAAGUCUGGAGGUUUUCUGACUACAUCUGAAAUUGUAGGGAUGAUCAAUUUGUUUAAGAAACCUUACAAGAAAAGGGCAGGCAAAUUCCAGCCUUUCAAGAAGUUUUUUGGUAAAAGGAAAAAGAGAGACGGAACAUCAGACUGUGAGGAAGCCAGAUUGAAACCCAGCCACUCUUUCGGGAAUGUAUGCAAUGGCCUCUCUUCAGAUGAAGAAACAAACAAUGGUUUGAGGUCCUCCAACUAUACUAUGGGCACUCGAGCCUUUUCCCAUGACAGUAUUUUUAUACCUGACGGGCAAGCAGAGAAUGAGCAGGCAGUCCAAGCAAUGUCACAGGACAAAAUCCUAGGCAAAGUCAAAACCCUUCAGCAACAGUUGUCCAAGACUAUUAAAUUUGGACAACCACCACAAAUGACAAUUUCUGAGAGGACAAUGGAGGAGGCAAAUGCUAGUUUAGAAGAGGACUUGUUACUCAGCAGCCCAAUGGAGAUUGAGACUCAACAGGACACAGUGCUCUCAGACAGUGAUAAUAAAUUAAAUGACAAUCUGGACUCAUUAAACCCUAUGAGUGUGCCUGGGACAGGACAUGAAGUAGAGAAAAAGGUUACUCCAGUCAAAUCGUCUCGGUCAAAAAGAUACAUUUCCUCUGGUGGCACAAUUGAAUCAAUCAAUCUUGAUGCAGUCCCCCAGGCAGUUGCUCGUCUUGACAACAGCGCGGCUAAGCACAAGCUCUCCAUAAGGCCAAAAAAACAGAGGCUGUCAAGAAAACACAGAAGAUUAACAAAGGAGUCACAAAGCGUAACAAUGACAGAGUUUGAGCAAGAAAACCCAGAAACCCACCAGUACAGAGAGAGAUACCCAGAUGACAAAGGACACAUUGGCACAGCUAAGCCAACCCAGAACAGAGAGGGGCAAAAGCAGCUUGAGUUAGUAGAUGAGAAAAGAAAGCAAGAAGAUCACUGGAGAAUGCUUGAAGCAAAAGAGAAAAGACAAAUUGCAGAAGCAGAGGAAAAAAAACAUCUGGAAGAACAAAGAUUCCAGGAAAUUGAAGAGAUGCAAAGGGAACAGGAGAGAAAGCGUUGUGAGGAAGAGAAAAGGCAGCAUCUUCUUGAGGAGGAGAAACAUUUUAAAAUAAAAGAGCAGAGGCACCAGGAGGAGAAGAAAAGACAACAAGAAGAAUGGAGACGACAGGAACUGGAGGAGCAGAAAAGACUGGAAGAACGGAGACGGCAGGAACUGGAGGGGCAGAAAAGACUGGAAGAACGGAGACAGCAGGAACUGGAGGAGCAGAAAAGACUGGAAGAAUGGAGACGGCAGGAACUGGAGGAGCAGAAAAGAUUGGAAGAAUUUAGACAACAGGAACAGCAAGAAGGGAGACAAGUGGAACUGGAGGAGCAGAAAAUAAAAGAACUGGAAGAACAAAGGUGUCAUGAGAUUGAAAAACAGCAUCAGGAGGAACAAAAAAGACAAGAAUUGGAAGAACAGAAACAAGAAUUUGAGAAAAGACAUCUUCAGGCUGAGCAGAAGCUGCAGCAGGAGGAAGAAGCUAAGAGACUGGAAGAACAAAGCCAGCAUCAGAAGGAAAAACAGAAGAGACAAGAAGAACAAACUCUACAAAAACUGGAGAAGCAAAAGACACAGGAAGAACAAAGACGACAUGAGCCAGCAGAACAAAUGCACCUGGAGAGUGAAGAGAGAGAACAACAGGGAAAAUUUAAAAUAAGGCAAGAGGAAUCAAAUGAACAAGAACUGAAAGAACAGACAGAAAUACAUGUGGAUGGACAACAGCAUCUGGAAAAGCAAGAAGAACAACAAGAGCAAGCCAUAAGACAGCAACAGGUCAAAGAAGCAGCGAGUUCUGGGGAUGCUGGUAGGGAAUCCAUGGAGAAGCAGCUUCAAGAAGAAUCAAACCAACAAAAACCAAAACAAUCACAGAAAGGGAAAGAAACAGUGCAAGAAAAGCUAACACCAAAGCAGAAGAGAGAAGUUGAAGCUCAGGAGCAGAAGAUAGGUGAAGAACUAAGAUGGCAGGAAGUAGAUGAAAGGCAAGCUAUGCACAGACCAUUCACAUUUCAAGUGUCAUCGGGAGAGAAACAGAUCAUAUUUCAGAAAGUGAAUUUGAGCCCUGUUACUCCUGUCAUAGAGGCAGCACAACAUUCUACCCUCAAAGAAUCCAAGACCCACAAAUUUAGCAAAGGUUCUACUGCACUCCCCUACUCUUUGUGUGUCCCACACACGGCUAUUUUGGUUACUGGAGCACAGCUUUGUGGCACUGCCGUAAACCUGAAUCAGAUCAAAGAUACAGCUUGUAAAUCUUUACUUGGUUUGACAGAAGAAAGAAAAAACCUGGAUAUUCCCCCACCAGAAAGCGCCCAAAAAACUACUCUUGGUCCCAAAUCUAGCCGCAGUAAAAUGAAGUAUACACAGGAGACAUUGAACAACCAGGACAUAUUAGCAGAAUGGGCUUCUAUUAGAUCCAGAAUCCUAAGGAGUGCAGAAAACAGCAAGCUAAAUGAAAAGGACAGAGUAAGUGUCUGUAGAUACAGUGAUGACUGGACACCCAAAGGACGAGGUGCUUCCCAUGGCAAUUUAAGGAAAACUCUUUCUGCAAAUGCAAAAUUUUCCAUAACACCAGCAUGGCAGAAAUUUUCAGAAACCUCAAAAGCCAAUGCAGAUGCUGAGAGUGCAAGUGGUGCAGAAGGUACAGAACCAGAGAACACAAGAAAAAAGACAGAUUCAUCCAAUGAUGCAAAUGAUGAUGUGGCUGCUCACUAUGAGACUUCAGCUUGUAAAGAUAAUGCGACUGAAAUGGCUACAAAGAGUGAAACACACUUUAUAAUGGCAAACAACACAGAAGGCUAUAAGUUUGCCAAAGAUCUUCCAUCUUUCCUUGUUCCAAGCCUCUCUCAUUCUCCAGGAAAAGAACUGCCCCAAUCAGAAUCUCCAGCUACUUUGGAAAGUCAGCAGAACACUGGUACACAAAAACUGGAUAAAACAGCACUACACGAAGAAGAAAAUAUUUCUCCAUUUGGAAUAAAGUUAAGAAGGACAAACUACUCCUUGCGUUUCCACUAUGAUCAACAGGCGGAGCAAAAGAAAAAGAAAAGAUACAGUGCAGGAGAUAGUUUUGAUGGUGUACUUGCUCCACUAGUUACAACAGAAAGUGGAAAAGAGACCAUGAAUACCGCUCUAAAAGACAAUAUAUCCCCUAGCCUAGAGAGAGAGGAUGCCACCAUUAAUGUUUUAAAAGACUCUUCAAAUAAUGUUUUGGAGAACUCAGAAACAACAGUUACACUGUUAUUCCCAUCAAUCAACAGCCAGAUUCCUUUACCUAGUCAUGAGAAACCUGUGUGUAAAUCAUCACUCCAACAGAAACCUGCAUUAGCUCCAAAGCCCGCAAACCAGACUCCGCCAUCCUCUCCUCUCUCUAAAAUGAACAGAUCAAAUUUAGCUGACACGUUAGGUCAAAGGGCGGCUAAACCUGAGUCAGACACCACCUGGAAAAAAGAAGACAGUAAAGUGAAUGUGGUGCACUCACCAGCACAGAAUGAGAACAAAAAUGAAGAGGAAGAAACCAGAGAAAAGAAGUCAUUUUUCUCAUCUAUCACCAUGCCAUGGAGAGAGAGAGCUGACAAAAAGCCUGAGCCAUUGAAAAAAGAAAAGCCAGUUCUCCAGAGCAGGCAUUCUUUAGAUGGCUCCAAAUUGAUGGAAAAAGUUGAAUCUGCACAACCGCUGUGGAUUACAUUAGCACUACAAAAGCAAAAGGGAUUUCGUGAGCAGCAAGCUACCAGAGAGGAGAGGAGACAAGCCAGAGAGGCAAAGCAGGCUGAGAAGCUCGCUAAAGAUAAUGCUGCUGUAAGCAACCAGUCAGAUAAUAAAGGCAGCAAUAUCAGCAAAACAAGUGUACUACAGAAACCUACACCUCAGGAAGACGAAAAGAAAAUUGAGAUGGGUGUGUCAAGACUAGAACGCAGAGAGCAGCUCAAAAAAUCCAAUACCCUUCCUACUUCUGUGACAGUGGAGAUUUCAGAUUCUGUUUCCAUCAAUUCCAUGAGCAAAGGAGGUUACCAAGAGAGUCUCUACUCCUGAUGCUAACCCUGUGUCAACAGAACCAGCCUGGCUGCCCUAGCCAAGAGGAAAGCAAAAGCCUGGAGUGACUGUCCGCAGUCAUUAAGUAAACUGUAACCUUUUUGCUCUUUACGUUUGUUUCUUAGUUGUUUUCCUCCUUUUUAUUGAUUCAGCGUUUUACAUAUGACAAAAGAAACUGAACAAAAUUUAAAUACAUUUCCUGAAGGAUUAAAACCGAACUGAUCACGCUUCGCUCUAGCUCACUAUAGUGUAUGCUCACAGCAUAGAUCCUUUCGCUUUGAAAAAAAACAGGUAGAGAGUGGGGCCCAGGCAUCCAGUUCGAGAUCCAAUUUCGCAAAAUUCAGGGCAGCUCAAAUGUGAGAUUUGGUUUUGCUCAGUAUAAAAAGAGGAGUCAAAACUUCAGAUCAAAAGCUCUUUAAAAUUUUGUUAGCAUUUGCAUCUGAGGUUUUGGAUCUCUAUUCUCCAUGCAGACAAAGGAAAGAUUCUGGUCACUUUGAUAUAAAAAAAAAAAUGUAAAAUGCAUGCUCCCUCCUCUUAGCCCCAAUGGUUGCUUUUGAACUCAAGGUUUCAUGCAGUUUAUUUGCAAUUUGAAAACCUCUCCCCAUCCAAGGCAUUUUGGGAGACUUCUUCCCACCUGCAAAUGAAGUGGUAGCAUCCAAUUACUGAGGCACUAUUGGGACUCAACACAAUCGCAGCUCCCUCCUCAAAAAGAGGGAAUGAGUUGCCCAUCAUUCUAGUUAACAUAGUCAUAGGGCAAACAAAAAGUGAUGGAGCAGGGAUACAAAAAGUGUUUCUCCCGUUCACUCAGAGGUAAAGUCAAUUAUUAGGCAAUCCAUGUGCUCAGAGCACACUUGCAAUGUAGGAUCCUAUUCUUAGGCCUGGUCCACACUACGCUGUUAAAUCGAUUUUAACAGCUUUAAAUCGAUUUAAUGCUGCACCCG
This is a messenger RNA of Gopherus evgoodei (Goodes thornscrub tortoise), 5429 nucleotides long. RefSeq names its product capping protein inhibiting regulator of actin dynamics (gene CRACD). The record is from RefSeq and is a predicted model, not a curated record. The coding region runs from base 94 to 4488 and encodes 1464 amino acids. Gene Ontology annotation, biological process: negative regulation of barbed-end actin filament capping; maintenance of gastrointestinal epithelium. NCBI's taxonomy places the organism in Eukaryota, Metazoa, Chordata, Testudines, Testudinidae. The transcript is spliced from 13 exons.